Molecule: messenger RNA, 1329 nt
Organism: Toxoplasma gondii ME49
Lineage: Eukaryota; Apicomplexa; Conoidasida; Eucoccidiorida; Sarcocystidae
Product: thioredoxin domain-containing protein
Exons: 4
Coding region: 1-1329 (442 amino acids)
Biological process (GO): response to endoplasmic reticulum stress; protein folding
Cellular component (GO): endoplasmic reticulum
Molecular function (GO): protein disulfide isomerase activity
Source: RefSeq, a predicted model, not a curated record
AUGGAAGAUCCGGGCGGUUUGCCCCAUUCUGAGAUGGGAGUUAGCUGGUACGCACCCAACACGAAUGGGGUGAUUCAUGUCUCCGAACAGAAAGCAAAAGUCCAAAUGCGCUCCAGGUCAGACUGCAACGUGGCAGAAAUGGACCAUGCGCGUAACGAGGAGACGGGAAAGGGCGGCGCGCGCCGAGGCAGAAGACAUUCUCUUCGCGUCGUGUGGUGGAUCCUCCUUUUUUGCACUUUCUGCGUAUUCAUCGUCUUCAAUCCAUAUGUUUCUUCCGUUCUGUUUCCGGGCGUCAGUCGAGUGCUCAGAACACGCGAUGCCGGAAAUGCUUCUGUUUUGGAGAGUCACUCGUCUCUCGUUGGUGAUGCCUUUCACAAAUCUCAACAAGAAGCACCGGAAGGCACCCCGCGCCCUGAACCACGCAGACCGGCAAUGAGGAGAGGAAUCAAAUACUACCAUUGGUCUCACAAAGUGUCAUCUCAGUUGCAGCGCCAGCAGCCUGGAAUCAUCUUCUUCCUAUUCUACGACGAGAAACAACCCGCAGAUGGUGGCCAAACAGCGGAACAAAAGCAAGAAGAGGACAGCAAACAUGGGAGUGGAGCAUUGGGGAACUCCGUCGAACAGGUUCUCUCGGACUUCCAGGACCUCGCUGUUGACUUCAGCAGUCAACCCAUUUUCCACGUGACCGUUGCAAAGUCUCUUAUGCACCACUGGGGUUACGUUCUGCCCGAAGGCAGCGAGGAGCGUCUGCCUCUCGCGCUUAUCGUGGAAAUGAACAAAGGCUGGAAGAAGUUCAUCUUGAACGACAGACACCUCAACUACGAAAAAAUGAGAAACUUCGAGGAACAAUAUUUCAUGGGGAAGUUGUCACCAUAUCUGAGAUCUGAGCCGGCAAGCACUGUGGACUCGCCUGAACAACAUGUUGUCGUUCCUCUUGUCGGAGACACGUUCAGAAAAAACGUCGUAGAGAGCAAACACGAUGCCCUCGUCCUCUUUUAUGCACCGUGGUGCGGCUUCUGCAAAAGAUUUGAGCCUCGACUACGCCGCCUUGCAGCUGAAUUUGCAAAAAUCAGGUCUAUCCGCUUCUACAAGAUGGAUGUCACGAAAAAUGACAUCGAUCAUCCUCACACACGUGUCGAACGCGUGCCGCACGUUGUUCUGUACCUCCGCGAAAAAAAACUGGAAAUUCCCAUCAAAUUUGACCAUUCCGUCGACGACGUUGUCGAGUACGGCAAAGAAUUUCUUCUGAGCCACGCGACGUGCAAACAAAUUGACCUCGUGGCGGAAAUUGAUUGCGAUUUUGGAGACACACCUGGUCAUGAAUUUUGA